AGUACACAACUAUGCCCCCACGAAACUAGCUGGAUCCGAGGGAAUCCCAAUUCAAGAUUGAAGAUUCCAUCAGUUAAGCAAAUCCCAUUGACUUUGUUAUAUAUUUUUUUUGAUGAACUUUAAGAGUGGACAAAAAUAUUCUGAACCGGAACCAAAAAAAACCAUUAGAUUAGAUUUGAGGAACCAAAGAUCUUGCUGCCGGUGGUGGUUCUCCAAGUAUACAGCAAAACUUUCUGGAAAACCCAGGAAACAAAUUCUUGAUGGCCAGUUGGUAAUUUUGAGAAAAUCAUUUCCUCUGCCAUGGUAAUAUGGAUUUAUCUGAUAGUAUUUUCUUCGUCACUUCACCGAGUGAGGGGAUUUUCUUAAGGGGGCUAAAAAUGUAUGUGGUAGAGAGCAAAGGAGGCGCCAUAGCUUGCAUGCUUCUAGCCCUCCUCUUCUUGGGGACAUGGCCAGCUAUCUUGACCCUUUUAGAGAGAAGAGGCAGGCUGCCACAGCACACUUAUCUUGAUUAUUCAAUCACCAAUCUCUUGGCUGCCAUAAUUAUUGCCUUGACAUUUGGUGAAAUUGGGAAGAGCACACCAGAGAUGCCCAACUUUCUAGUCCAGCUCUCACAGGUUAAUUGGCCUUCUGUGAUGUUUGCAAUGGCAGGAGGGGUGGUACUUAGCCUUGGAAAUCUCUCAACUCAGUAUGCUUGGGCUUUUGUUGGCUUAUCAGUCACAGAAGUGAUCACUGCAAGCAUAACAGUUGUUAUAGGAACAACCUUGAAUUACUUUUUAGAUGAUAGAAUUAAUAGAGCCGAGAUCCUAUUCCCUGGCGUUGGCUGCUUCUUGGUUGCAGUUUGCCUUGCUUCUGCUGUCCACUCAUCCAAUGCAGCUGAUAAUAAAGAAAAGCUUGAAGGUUUUUCAUCUAAAGAAGGGGAGUUAGAGAUUUCCACUUUGCCAAAUAAGGAUGUGGAAAUGGAAGAUGGCGGUGUCUCUUCUGAGAAGGCUAAAGCUGGGACUGCAGAGUUUCUUGUGCAGCUUGAGAAAAGAAGAGCAAUCAAAGUGUUUGGGAAAAGCACUCUCAUUGGACUGUCCAUAUGUUUCUUUGCUGGCGUUUGCUUUUCUCUAUUCUCACCAGCAUUCAACUUGGCAACAAAUGAUCAAUGGCAUACAUUGAAAGAUGGGGUUCCUCACUUGGUUGUCUACACUGCAUUCUUUUACUUCUCAGUAUCUUGUUUUGUCCUUGCUAUAAUCCUCAACAUCACAUUCCUUUACUACCCUGUGCUGGACUUACCCAAAUCAUCAUUCAAGGCUUAUAUUAAUGACUGGAAUGGCAGAGGCUGGGCCUUAAUGGCCGGUCUGCUCUGCGGGUUUGGCAAUGGUCUCCAAUUCAUGGGAGGCCAAGCUGCAGGGUAUGCUGCAGCAGAUGCUGUUCAGGCACUUCCACUAGUAAGCACUUUCUGGGGAAUUCUUUUGUUUGGAGAAUACAGAAAAUCGUCAAGAAGAACAUAUAUAUUGCUAGUCAGUAUGUUGUCUAUGUUUAUUGUGGCUGUUGCUGUUCUUAUGGCAUCAUCAGGGCAUCGAAAGUAGGAGUCAGCUGCAUACACAACCCGUUGCCUUUGUUUUUGGGUAGUGUUUUGUGUAAAGCAAUAAGUUGGCCGGUGGCUUGAUAAUAAUGUUGUCAAGAUGGCUUCAUAAGCUUUGGUAGGUCCAAUACCCUAUUGGUAUUUGGUCACAAGAGGUUUCUUUUUCAAUGAAAUGAAAAAGAUAAGGUAAAUUAUAUGAAUAUUUGUUGUACAUACAUUCUAAAUUUGUUUCAAAUGUAUUGCUAUUAUUAUUAUUUUGGAGUUUUUGCCUAUGCUUUGGCAAGCAGCUCUGUACAAAAAGAAAUAUAUCUGAUUCUUAAGUUGGUUCAA
Molecule: messenger RNA, 1897 nt
Organism: Humulus lupulus (European hop)
Lineage: Eukaryota; Viridiplantae; Streptophyta; Magnoliopsida; Rosales; Cannabaceae
Product: ureide permease 1-like
Exons: 9
Coding region: 309-1571 (420 amino acids)
Biological process (GO): nitrogen compound transport
Cellular component (GO): membrane
Molecular function (GO): allantoin:proton symporter activity; uracil:monoatomic cation symporter activity
Source: RefSeq, a predicted model, not a curated record